Messenger RNA from Hevea brasiliensis (rubber tree), 1605 nucleotides. Its product is annotated as ADP,ATP carrier protein 1, mitochondrial. Gene Ontology annotation, molecular function: ATP:ADP antiporter activity. The transcript is spliced from 4 exons. Gene Ontology annotation, biological process: mitochondrial ADP transmembrane transport; mitochondrial ATP transmembrane transport. The record is from RefSeq and is a predicted model, not a curated record. NCBI's taxonomy places the organism in Eukaryota, Viridiplantae, Streptophyta, Magnoliopsida, Malpighiales, Euphorbiaceae. Bases 201 to 1373 code for a protein of 390 amino acids. Gene Ontology annotation, cellular component: mitochondrial inner membrane.
AGCAAAACCCAGCGAGGUCAGCGAAAUUACACUCACGCUACCACACAGAGCCAACAAAACCCCCUCUUUUGCGCUCUUUUCAAAGCACAGCCUCCUCCACAAAUAUCUCUGCUCUAGCUGAUUUCUUGUUUCAAAGCUCAGCGAGCGGCGGAGAGAAAAAACCCACCCCAUAGCAGCCACGCCCAUCAGGGAAAGUCAUAAUGGUUGAUCAAGUUCAAUAUCCAACUGUCAUGCAGAAGGUAGCUGGUCAGCUCCUUCAUUCCAGUCUUCCCCAAGAUUUCCAUGGCUAUGAUGGGGCUUACAAGAGGCCUGCUCUUUAUCAAAGGCGUGCCUAUGGCAACUACUCCAAUGCUGCAUUCCAAUAUUCCAUGGUGCGGGGAUGUGGUGCUGCCACUGACCUAUCUAUUGUUCCAUCAACUGCAUCUACUGUUUGUGUCCAGGCUCCCUCUGAAAAAGGUUUUGCUAGCUUUGCUAUUGAUUUCCUUAUGGGCGGAGUGUCUGCUGCUGUAUCUAAGACAGCUGCUGCCCCAAUUGAGCGUGUUAAGCUAUUGAUUCAAAACCAAGAUGAGAUGAUUAAAAGUGGCAGACUCUCAGAACCCUACAAGGGCAUUGGUGAUUGUUUUAAGCGAACGAUGAAGGAUGAAGGGAUUGUUUCAUUGUGGAGAGGAAACACUGCCAAUGUCAUCCGCUACUUCCCUACUCAGGCCUUGAACUUUGCAUUCAAAGAUUACUUCAAGAGGCUCUUCAACUUUAAGAAAGACAGAGAUGGUUACUGGAAAUGGUUUGCUGGUAACUUGGCAUCAGGUGGUGCUGCUGGUGCUUCUUCCCUUCUCUUUGUCUACUCCCUAGACUAUGCCAGAACCCGUUUGGCCAAUGAUGCCAAGGCUGCAAAGAAGGGUGGAGAGAGGCAAUUCAAUGGGCUUAUUGAUGUCUAUAGAAAGACAAUGGCAUCUGACGGUAUUGCUGGGCUUUACCGUGGUUUUAACAUUUCUUGUGUUGGAAUCAUUGUUUAUCGUGGUCUGUAUUUCGGAAUGUACGAUUCUCUGAAGCCUGUUGUGUUGACUGGAAAGUUGCAGGAUAGUUUCUUUGCUAGCUUUGCCCUUGGUUGGCUCAUCACUAAUGGUGCUGGUCUUGCCUCCUAUCCCAUUGAUACUGUCCGUAGAAGAAUGAUGAUGACCUCUGGUGAAGCUGUCAAGUACAAGAGCUCUCUUGAUGCCUUUUCUCAGAUAUUGAAGAAUGAAGGUGCUAAGUCACUCUUCAAGGGUGCAGGAGCAAACAUUCUUCGAGCCGUUGCUGGUGCAGGUGUGCUUGCUGGUUAUGACAAGUUGCAGCUGAUCGUCUUCGGUAAGAAGUAUGGAUCUGGCGGUGCUUAAGUUGCUCUGAGGUUACUCCAUUUAGCUUUAGAUGUUGAUGAAAAUCUUCAGUUCCGAGAAUUUUGUACGGCGAAUUUUUCUUCAAAUAAUUCAUUUGUAGGGGGGACGUUGCUCCCCAAACCAAUUUUUACAUUCGGAUGGAGUUCAUUUAUCCCAUAAACCCGAUUUUUAUGAGUUGUGGCCAAUGCCACUACUGCUUUUUGAAGUUUAAUAUAAUUUAUGAUUUGGGGGA